Messenger RNA from Nasonia vitripennis (jewel wasp), 1584 nucleotides. Its product is annotated as lipase A-like. The transcript has 9 exons. The record is from RefSeq and is marked validated. The coding region runs from base 133 to 1506 and encodes 457 amino acids. NCBI's taxonomy places the organism in Eukaryota, Metazoa, Arthropoda, Insecta, Hymenoptera, Pteromalidae. Gene Ontology annotation, biological process: lipid metabolic process.
GCAAUGCAGUUGACGUAAAUGUAGACUUGCGCCUAGCUCGUGCCUUAUUAUUCAGAUUGUAUAUUCCGUUUUGACUGCUGAACUUACUAAAUUUUCACAUUCAUUCGCCAGUGCUUCAAGACACAAUUCGCAAUGCAUUAUUUUAAUUUGUGCUGUUGGGCAUUGCUUUUUUUCACCGAAGCAUUCGCGCUGAAAGUUGAAGAGGUGUUUUUUCCGAUUCGCAAUUUUUCUUCUGAUAUCAUAGAUUUUAUAAAUAAUCCUGUAUAUGGGCGACCAGAGUUCGAUUUGGAGCGGGUCUCUUACUGGGAUUUUAAUAACGAUCAAGAACAUAAUCGACGAUUAUUAGAGAGGCGCAAAAAAUUUGAGAAUCAGACUUCAUUCUGGGAUCCUGAACAAAACUAUCACAAGCUUCCUUUGAUGACUGCAGAUAUUAAUGCCAUUUUGUCGAGCAGUGGAUAUAAGGCUAAAGAACACUUUGUAGAAACAGACGAUGGCUAUAACUUAACGCUGCACAGAAUCAUACGUGAUGAUGAAGAGCCUUCUGAAUCAACAGGCAAUGGCGUAGUUUUUAUACAGCACGGAUUACUUUUGUCUUCUGAUGCCUAUGUUCUUCAGAACCGUAAAAAAAACCUUGUACAUACAUUAGUAGAAAAUAAUUACGACGUAUGGCUAGGAAAUGCUAGAGGAAAUUCAUAUUCCAGAUCACACUCAAUUUAUAACACAAACGAAUCAGCUUUUUGGGACUUCAGCUUUCAUGAAGUCGGAGUCCAGGAUUUGAGACAUUCCAUUGACUAUGUCUUAACAAAGACAAAAUCACGAUAUUUAAGUUUCAUAGGGUAUUCAAUAGGAGCUACGGAGAGUUAUGUGCUUAUUUCAAAAUACCCUGAAUUCAAUGAAAAAAUUCGUUUACUAAUCAGUAUUUCUCCAUUACUAUUUUGGGAACGACCAGACGAUGAUGAUACUCAAAUAGACGAAAUUAUUGAGAAAAUCGAGAAUCUGGGCGAUAAUUUUGACGGAGGCGACAGUGAUGAUACUCGCACUGAUGAACUUUAUCCACUAUCUUCGUACAUGGCGUAUUUUGCUUACCAUGUGCGGGAAAGAUGUGGAGAAACUUUAUCAACUAUUUUUGGAGAUUUGCAUAUAAGAAUCGACACGGCAACUUGCUCACUUCUGAUGCGUCACAUGCCAGCGGGAACAUCAAAGAAAAAUCUUAUUCAUUUACUUCAGCUCAUUAAAUCAGGACGUUUUCAGGAAUAUGACGACGGAUUGGGUGGUGAGGAGUAUGAUUUGAGUAAAAUAACCCUUCCUCAUGCUGUUUUUGUGGGGCCUGAUGAAAAAUUUCUGUAUAAAAAGGAUAUAAAUGAACUACAGAAUAGAUUUCCUUCCUCUGUAAUAUACAAAUUCAAAUAUCCAUCUGGAAGUUACAUGAACGACUUGGAUUAUCCAUUUUCCGAAGCGUCGAAGACUAUAGCUGACGCUGUUAAAAAUCUCUUACCACUUUAUUGAAGAUUGAAAAACUGUUAUUUUAAUAUGAACAAUUAAAUUGCUCAAAAUAAAGAUCCAUGCUAUUCUUUAUAAUAAGUA